This is a messenger RNA of Chara braunii, 4434 nucleotides long. Lineage: Eukaryota; Viridiplantae; Streptophyta; Charophyceae; Charales; Characeae. The record is from the annotation of a GenBank genome assembly.
UAGGGGAUUCUAGUUCAGAUACUAUUUGUCUAACUAAUGAGUGGUUCUGACCCUCCUCAUGAUAGAACUGAGGGUAAUAACACGUGCACAAUCACUAAGGGUACCACAUGUGUUCCAGGCCUUGGAUCCGGGAGAAGAAAGACGGAUACGUAGAGCCCGUGCGUUAGCAGCGGGGAUAGCAGAAGCAAACAGAGCAGCAAGAGAGCAGGCAACAGCAGCCAGAGCAGUUGCGAUGGCUAACGGCGCAAGCUCUGCUGCUUCUUCAUUUGCGUCCUCGUCAGGAACUAAUGGGAGCUCGUUGGGAAUGCCAACGAGUUCUAGAAGUUGCUUGGGCACUUCCGGUUCCACAGGCUCCAGCCAGUCUUCUAGUCAAAUGGCGGGCUCGCAGUUCAGACCCCGCGUCAGAGGGAGCUCAGAAAUGCUCCGCCGUAAGUUAGAGAAGGACCUGAAAGAUGCUACCGAUAGAGAAAAUGCGAUGAAAACUAGAGCAGCCAGGCUUGAAUCUUUAGAGGCUGACAAGGCUGAACUAGAGGGCUUGGAUGAGUCGGCGUUGACUGACCCACUGAAAGUAUUGAAGAAGAACAUGUUGUCACUACACGCACACGUGGACAGUAAGUUAGACUUCAUGCAGAGCACUCUAGACCAGAUCCUGGAUGCUUUGAAAAGGCCAGGAUUCCGGCCAUCAGCACAAUCGUUGUUGCCGUUAUCGGCGAUGUCAGGCCCCUUUCCAGUUCAAGCAGGCACACAGCCAAGUGGCACAUCUGCAGCAGCCGCUCAGAUUGUUGCAUCUUCUUCUUCGGGUCCAGCGGUGGUUGCUACACCACCGCAACAAUCUGUUCCUGCACAGGGACAGCAGCAAGGUCAAUGGUAUCCCAAAACCCCAAUGAAACUGCCUCUUGCCUUCUCAGGCGAGAGAAAGGACGAGGAACUCAACACAUGGUUCAGGACCGUCCCGGUUUGGGUGAAGUCAAAGAGGACCUUGCCUGAGGACGAAGUGGUAACUGCUGCAUCUUACCUCGAGGGUAAGGCAGCCAAGUGGUUAGAUGGUGUAGUUAUCAAGGCCGGGUAUGGGAGACGCAUGGCGGAUUGGGCUAAGUCCCUGACAUUAGACCAGUUUGUGAAGAUGGUAGAAGCUCGAUGGCAUAACCCACAGGAGGCACAAAAGGCCACUGAUGCCAUUAACAAACUGGACCAACGCAACUUCACGACAAUUAGGGAGCUUAUGACUACCGUUGAGAGCCUGAUCCUCGUCCCAGAUGUGUCUGAAGCCUUAGAGGACUUGGAGAGUGAGUGGUCAAACAAGGACCCUCGUGAGUCCUGGGUGGCACUAAGGAAAGGUCCUAGAGGGGAACAUUUCGUGGUGGAAGUCGAUGUAGGAGGCCGCAAAUGUGGUGCCUUCAUAGACAUUGGCUCCACGCGGAAUUACAUAAGUCGCGACUGUUUGGACAGGCUGCACCUACAGGACCUCGUACGACACCUUAGUAGACCUGUAGCAUCUACUUUGGCCAACAAGGAGCACAUGAUUGAAACAGACUACAUCAAGGACGUAGUCUGUACCUUCUCCUAUGGAGGAGGUGAGCUUAACCAUAAGAUCUCGUUCUUGGUUAGCGACGACUUGCCAUUCGAUAUGUUGUUAGGCAUGUAUUACCUCGAAGUUGCUGAGCCCCAGUUCAACUGGGAUAAGAAGGUGCUGAAAUACAAGUUGCCCGAUGGCCGAACUGUCAGAAUGACUAAGUUCAAGGCCAGCAGUAUUGUAGAUACCUAUGGCGGCUUGUGCACAUCAGCAUUCUAUAACUAUUACAAGCAAAACCAAGAGGAGGGUAUGUACCUUGUUUACGUCUCUGAGAAAGGGGAGGCCGUUAAAACACCCCCAGAGAUAGAAAGCGUCGUUGCUAAGUUCCCCGAUCUGUUCGAGGAGCCCUCAGGAGUUGUUGAUAGGGAAGUCGUUCACGCUAUAGAAAUCAUUCCAGGGAGUAAGACCCCAAAGGGAAGGAUCUAUAGGAUGGCCCCUGCCGAGUUAGAUGAACUUCGAAAGCAACUCAAGGAGCUGACAAAGAAGGGAUGGAUUCGGCCUAGUACUUCCCCUUACGGAUCACCCGUGCUAUUUGCACCGAAGAAGGGGGGUACUUUGAGGAUGUGCAUUAAUUAUAGGGACCUCAAUGCCAUCACAGUGAAAAACGCAGAGCCUCUACCUUGCAUAGACGACCUAUUGGAUAGGGUGCAGGGAUGCAAGUACUAUACAAAGCUAGACUUGAAAUCCGGAUAUCACCAGAUCGCAAUAAGACCUGAGGACCAACACAAAACAACUUUUCAGACUAGAUAUGGUCUGUAUGAGUUUGUAGUGAUGCCUUUUGGUCUUUGCAAUGCGCCCGGUACAUUCCAGCACGCUAUGAAUCGGAUCUUCCAUGACCAUUUAGAUAAGUUUGUUGUGGUUUACUUGGACGACAUUCUGAUCUUUAGUAAGUCUGCCCAGGAGCACGCAAAGCACGUUGAGACAGUUCUCUCACUCCUGGGACAGCACAAGUAUAAGGUCAACUUAGAGAAGUGUGAGUUCGGCCGCACUAAGAUACUAUACUUGGGUCACGAAGUAUCCGCGGAAGGAAUUAGGCCGGAAGAUGCGAAGGUGGCUAGUAUUCGAGACUGGCCACGACCUCAGACAGUCACUGAGGUCAGAUCAUUCUUAGGAAUGUGCGGCUCCUAUAGGAACUUUGUAAAGAACUAUUCUACAGUCGCCUCUCCUUUGACUGAUCUAACUCGACUUGACACACCGUGGGACUGGAGUGAUGAGUGCGAGGGUGCUUUCAAGAGAUUGAAGCAUGCACUCAUGAAUCAUGAAGUUCUCAUGGUUCCCGAUCCGCAGAAGCCAUUCAUAGUGACCACUGACGCAAGCCAAUACGGCAUUGGCGCAGUGCUGGCUCAACAGGAUGGGAAAAAGUUGAGACCAAUUGAGUACAUGAGUAAGAAGAUGCCAUCGAAGAAGGUUGCUAAGUCCACCUACGAAAGGGAACUCUAUGCUCUCUACAAGGCACUUGUCCAUUGGAGACAGUUCCUUUUGGGAAGAAUGUUAGAUGACGCAAAAAAGUAUGUUGAGACCUGUGAGGUCUGUCAGCAGGACAAGCCGCGAACUCAAGCACCGCUUGGGUUGUUGAAACCUUUACCAAGUCCUGAUGGUCCAGGACCGAGUGUUUCCAUGGACUUCAUGGACACCCUAGUGACCAGCAAGAGUGGACUUCAGUGUGAUAUUGCAUUCUGGAUUUUUGUGCUUCGCACAUACUCAUGUUCCUUGCACAUGGCAAUAGCAAAGGCUUCUGUGGCUUUAAAGGUCGAAGUGGAUGUGACCAACGAUGAGGGCAAACCAUUAUUCCAAGUCCUCUACGACAAGGCACCGGCAAGGGAAGAAAAGGCAGAGGAGGAAACGUUGAAAACCGCUGUUGCAGACCAUGAGGUUGUCUUUAAAACAGUCCCCUCCUUGCCUGGCGCCGAGGUCAAGAAAGAUCUGGUCACAUAUGAGCGUGCACUUAUAGACUGUCACCUGCUCAUUGACUUUCCUGGUCAGAUCUAUAAACUGUUGACCAGGAGCAGCGACCAGUCGCCGGCCCCCGAUGCCAGCUCUUCCAACACCUCCGAUCACCUUGAAGCAUUGGAGAUUGAUGUCGACUCCCUCAAGGACGGCGUGCAGUUACAGCAAACCGCAAAGCAACAGUUGGAGCAACGGAUCUGUACUGUCGCCAACCACUCGAGCUCGGAACCGCGCGAGACAGCUCAAAAGUACGACGGGCAGGAGAUCUUCUGCGACUCGACAAAGACAAAUUCGAUUCCAUGGUUCCGCAAGUUCGAGCUCACUCUGCAGCUACACUACGUCAAAGAACACAAGCACCAUGCGUACUUAUACUCCCGGUCGGGGGCCGCGUGCCAAGCAUGGUUGGACAAUCUCUUGUCCAAGUACGGAGUGGUAGCUGCCAACUUGCAUACCAAGAUCAGUUGGGAUGAUCUGAAGGCGGCGUGGCAUAAGUGGUCCGUAGUAGACCCGCCGGAGAUCAAGGCAAUGGACAAGUUGAUGGUCUUCGAACAAGGCACGCUGUCGAGUGCUGAUUGGAUUGCCAAGUACCAAUGCUUGACAUCCGUCCCAGACAUUCAAAUGGGCUUCAAAGCCAUCCGCCACUAUUUUAUCUCAAGGUCGUGUCCGACAUUUCACAAUUCCUUGACUCACGUCGAGGACACCCUGACGACAACGGCGGAACUCUUUGACAAGGCCACACAGAUUAUGGUCACGAACAAGGAGGCUAAGAACCUGUGUUUGUCAGCGGCAGGCCCGAGCAGAGAUCAACAUCGUCCGAAAAUGGCCGUGGUCGUGGCGGCAACACCAAAUGAUCAAACUAACGAGACUUUACGUUCACCCAAAAGAGCCUGAGUCAAUCAAUUCAAUAUGUAAAU